Molecule: messenger RNA, 885 nt
Organism: Stegostoma tigrinum
Lineage: Eukaryota; Metazoa; Chordata; Chondrichthyes; Orectolobiformes; Stegostomatidae
Product: probable G-protein coupled receptor 139
Exons: 1
Coding region: 1-885 (294 amino acids)
Biological process (GO): G protein-coupled receptor signaling pathway
Cellular component (GO): membrane
Molecular function (GO): G protein-coupled receptor activity
Source: RefSeq, a predicted model, not a curated record
AUGAUAACAGUUUUUAUUCUCUUACGAAGAAAUUGUGGCCUUUCCAAAUGCAUCUCAGCUUACAUGGUGGCCAUGGCAACAGCGGAUCUAUUAGUCAUUAUCAACAGCAUUAUAGUAUAUCAUAUUUUGAGUUAUCACUUUCCAUUUUCCUUCCUGUCCUAUACACCUGUGUGUAAGCUCAUUGUAUAUAUGACCGCCAUGAGUCUCGAUUUAACUGUCUGGUUCACCGUUUCCUUCACAUUUGACAGAUUUGUGGUGAUCUGCUGGCAGAGGUUUAAAGCAAAAUAUUGCACCAAAAGAGCUGCAACCACAGUAUUAACAGUCAUCUCAGUCUUGAUCUUGUUAAAGAAUAUACCGGUUUUGUUUGCAUAUGAGCCAGAGAAAAUCAUCAACAAAAUCCAGUGGGGCUGCCAAUCAAGUGUAAAUUUCUUAGCUUCAUCUCCUGGGAUAGCGUUUGUCUGGUUUUACAGUGCCUGGAUUGCUUGGCUUCCAUUCAUCCUAAUGUUCUUGUUUAAUUCUUUAACCAUCCACCGUAUAUUAAUUGCGAAUAGGACUCGCACUGUGCUUCAGGGUCACAGAAAUAAGAAUCAUAACAAUUCAGAGAUGGAAAACCGUAGGAAGUCCAUCAUUUUAUUGUUCUCGGUAUCAAUCAGUUUCAUAUUACUUUGGUUGACACAUUCUAUGAGUUUGGCCAUUACUAGGCUGUCAAACCCUAAUUAUUACCGAGGUGACUUGAACAACCCUGAAUAUAUCGCAACUGAAACAGGAAAUAUCCUCAAGUUGUUGAGCUGUUUCCUGAACCCAUGUAUUUAUGCAGUGACCCAGAACAAAUUCAGAGAAGAGCUGAACAAUGUAGUGAAAUCUCUAGUGAAACAAAUCCUUUGA